ACCGCAUCACGAUCCGUUUCAUUCCGUUCCGAGAUGAGUCGACUUCCGCUGUGUCUGAUGGUGGUACUGGCGGUGGCGAUUUGCCCCGGCCACGCCUACAAGGCACCUGAGGCUCAAGUGCGCGUGUUCUAUCCCAAGGGAUUCGAGGUCUCCAUUCCGGAUGCGCCGGGUAUUUCGCUGUUCGCCUUCCACGGCAAACUAAACGAGGAGUUCGACGGACUGGAGGCUGGGCAAUGGGCACGGGACAUCCCAAGUGCCAAGAAGGCACGUUGGACGUUUCGGGAUCGCGAGACCAAGCUGAACCAGGGCGAUACCCUGUACUUCUGGACGUAUGUGGUGUACAAUGGACUCGGCUAUCGCCAGGAUGAUGGGGCCCAUGUGGUCACCAGCUACGACAAUCAAUAGAAGUGAAAAAUUCAAACAACAAAGACAUAAAAUUUAAAGCCGAGCUUAAAGCUCACAUACAAUCUUAUUAUAGUUACACCAAAAAAAAAAUUUAGCCAAAUUAGAAAUUUUAUAUCAAAUAAAAGCUAUUGUUAAUGAAUUUAAAAAAAAAGUUUGUUACAGAUAAAUGCAGUAGUUUACGAUCUUUAAAUGUGUUCAACAAAAAAUUGUUCUUAAUGAGGUGAUACAUGAUUUCGGAAAUAAUAUUUUUUUCUUUCUCAGGAAUUAGAGACUCCCUAGGUAUAUAUUUUUCUACAUAUUAGAAAUAGGCUUUACCACUUAACACUUUUUCAUGUCAGCUUUUCCUUCUCAGGAUCAGAAAAUUCAAGAAAAUCUUUUUUUUUUAUAAAAGUUAAUCAAUAUAAUUGAUAUUUAAAUCAAAGGUAUGACAAAACUUUAAUGAAAAUUCAUAUAUCAUGCACUCUCCGCCCGUUGUUAUUGUCCUCCGCCGCUUUUCAUUGUGGCCGUAACGUAUUUAAUUAUUUUCGUUAGUAAAAACACUUUUAUCCAAUGCAAAUUUAUGCACUUUUAAACGCUGUAAUUAAUCAUAAAUAAAACGCGAGGCAUUAAUGGCCAAAUGGAGCGCAGGGCACUGCAAUGCGAUGGUCUGAAAAUUGCGUAAAAUGAAGCUCGCUCUCAAACCAACCGAUAUAAUUUGCUUUAUGCACUGACCAGAAUGCACGUACUCGCCUACAGUGGCUUUCAAAAUAUUAGUCAUGCGCUGAAUAAUAAUUAAAUAUUAAUUAUAAAAUUUCCUUUUUGUGCUUUAUAUUUAUUUUAUUUUUAAAAAUGUCAAAGUUGAUCAUUUAGAGAAAUCAUUUUUGAAAUUUAAGGUAUUAGAAAUAUAAUAUUAGCUUAGUUGCUCUAUUUAUUUUACAUAAAACAACAUUUAAAUCUUUCAAUUUUUGUUUGGCUUUGAGUUACUACUCUUGAAGGCUAUUUAAGUAGAUAUAUUUUUAUUUAAAUAGUUUGUCUUUUGCUGAUAUAAAUUUGGUUAGUACAGCUAUACAUGUAAUUUCUGUUAUUAUCAAAUAGUUUUGUAAAAAUAAUAAUUGUAAAUAAUUAUUACGAUACUUCCGUUUAUACAGGUAAAGGAAGCUGUCCAUUUUGUUUGAAAUUUAAUUAAGGUAUUGUAGCUUCCAAAAAUUGUAUAUUUAUAUUGAAAAACUAAUAACGAAGUUAAAGGAUUAAAAAGAAUAUGAUCGGAUAAACAGCUAAUAAACGGGAGAUUUAGCUUAAA
Molecule: messenger RNA, 1684 nt
Organism: Drosophila elegans
Lineage: Eukaryota; Metazoa; Arthropoda; Insecta; Diptera; Drosophilidae
Product: gram-negative bacteria-binding protein 3
Exons: 1
Coding region: 34-405 (123 amino acids)
Molecular function (GO): carbohydrate binding
Source: RefSeq, a predicted model, not a curated record